This is a messenger RNA of Symbiodinium sp. CCMP2456, 2175 nucleotides long. Lineage: Eukaryota; Dinophyceae; Suessiales; Symbiodiniaceae. The record is from the annotation of a GenBank genome assembly.
AUGGAGACGUCGCUUCGAAGCGACAGCAGAAUCGACAAGUUGUUGACGGCUGUCGUCACCAAGUUCUCCUCUGAUUCUGGCACCGGCUACGGCUCCCUCGCCAGAGGCCUCGGCAAUAGCCCAAAGCUCAGGGGCCACUUCAAGGCUACCGAGCUGAAAGAGCUGGACGAAAUCGCCGAGAUCAAGCACUGCUCAAAGUCGUUGCACUGGGCACAGCACCGCUUCGACACGGUCACUGCCGUGCUUCGCAUCGCAGUUCUUCGUAUUUCGACCAUCCUGCAGUUCUUGAUCGAAGUUCGCUCCAUGGAUGGCGUGGCCGCCCCGUGGGCGGCGGACUUGCUUGACAACGUCUUUACGACGGAGAACUUGAUUCUGAUCUCGUUGAUAGCAGAAUGGUCCAGCACCGUCAGCGGCUAUGUCCAUCACUGGGACAACCAGGGCGGCGACAAAUCAGGGAACCCCAAAAGAAGCCCGAUCGGGCACUUGGCAUUCGUUUGUCGGUCCAUGGGCACUCUGAAGAAGGACCUCGGCCGUCUGUUUGAAUUUGACAUCAAGAAGAACAAGCCGCCUCUGGUCAUGGACCAGCGGUUUACCAAGGGCUUCGUCCAGAUUCUUCGUGGAUGUCUUACAGGAGGCCGCCUUGCUGCAUGCACGUCGAUUGGCGCCGGCGGAAAGGUGCUAUACCGAGGUCUGUCCGACGAUGAGUUCCAGACGGCACUGCUGAAGGAGAUGGGCUCCAUCAAGAACGUCUCCCGCCUUUAUUUGCAGGAGCUUGCGACGGAGCACGAAGUGGGCUUGGGGCAGGGCUUCGGGGCGUUCGACAUGGAGUCGUCGACUCUCCCGAAGCCCGAGACACUGGACGUGCUCGCGAAGCUCUUCGGCCACACGGGCGAUCUGCUGGCCGCCGAGCUCAACGUGGUCCGCCCGGCAGCUCGCCAGCUAGUCCAGGCUGGCAUCCACUCGCCGACGGAGUACUGGGGCCAAGUCAUGCUGCACUGGGUGUCUCUGCUGCUCACUCUAUUCGAGUCCACAGGGGUCCUCGAGCAGAACCUCGCGGCUCUGCGGGGCUACGGGCACGAGCAGCGGCAGAGCAUGACCACGAGGCCCCGGUCCCGAGCAGAUCUUCCCCUGAACCAAACCAGGUUGCCAAAGCGGAUGGCGCCUGGGAAGGUUGGAAAGACUGGCAUGGCUGCUUUGAUGCGGAUCCGACAGCAGCAAAAAGAAAGCAUCGAGGCUGCGGGUGACGUGGCCGCCUCAGGAGUGGAUCCAACGAAGCUGGAAAGCUGCCUCGACACGGUCAACAAGUCAGCAGCAGAGCGGACGACCGAAAAACAAAAGAAGUUGAGCAGCAGCCUUGCAGAUCGUGUCACUGCGAAAAUCCGUCUCCUCACGAAUCUGGACGAGGUUUCGAGGCAGAAGCUCCGGGAGCAGGUCAAGAAUGAGAACGAAAGGCUGACAAAGCUGAGAAGCAUCCAAGUCAGAGACCUUGGUGCAGCAGAGUGCAUGACGGACUGCUGCAAAGGCCUGGUGAUUGCGGUGCCCACGGUGAAAAGCAUUGAGGGCAUCGACCGCAUGGCAAAGGAUGCUGGCCGGAUUCUCAAAGACCUCGGCGGUCCCAGAGUCGUCCCUCUGACCACGAAGAACCUGGUCAAACAAUGCCUGGAGGCCAGCUUUACAAUCUGGUACGGCCUCACUGAUGCUGCGGAGGAUGUCUUGCUUUUCUACAAAUCCGAGACCUCCCCGGAGCUCAGCACGGCAAUGAGCCGCCUGCUAGGCGGCCACGUAGCAGGACCCACGUGGCUCCGUGCAUGCCAACAAGCAGGAAAAAUUGUCCGGCCUGUGACGAUGCUCGGAAGGGCACUGCGAGUUGGAAGGCAGCUGGGCUUCGAUGAGACUGUGAAGCAACGGGACGGGUUGCUGAAGGUCAUAAGUGCUGCUGAAUGCCACCCAGCCGGCGCCAGGGAGUGGGUGGUCAGAAGUGCUCGGUCUGAGCUGUCUCGCACAACUGCCUGGUGGAUUGUGGCCGAGCCUUCAAAGUCUGCUGCCAAGAAGAAGCCUUCCGACACCAAGUUGCCUGGCAAAGAGAUUCGCUACUUGAGCUUCCUCCAUGCCAUCACUCAGCAGCUCCACCUGCACUGGCAUCUUCUAUUUUGCAUUCCAUUCGGUUUGGUUUAG